Messenger RNA from Ricinus communis (castor bean), 1004 nucleotides. Its product is annotated as 30S ribosomal protein 3, chloroplastic. Gene Ontology annotation, cellular component: ribosome. Gene Ontology annotation, biological process: translation. The transcript is spliced from 2 exons. Gene Ontology annotation, molecular function: structural constituent of ribosome. NCBI's taxonomy places the organism in Eukaryota, Viridiplantae, Streptophyta, Magnoliopsida, Malpighiales, Euphorbiaceae. The record is from RefSeq and is a predicted model, not a curated record. The coding region runs from base 91 to 627 and encodes 178 amino acids.
CGGUUUCUAAAAUCUCCUUCCUCUUCCCCUCUUCAUCUCUCUCUCUCUCUCUCUCUCUCUCGGGAACACAAACAUACUCAAAAAUAGAAAAUGUCAGCAUCAAUGGCAAUACAACCCAAAAUCAAAUCUUCUCUGAAACCUGUAAAUCUCACUUCACAAACCCUUUUUCUAAAACCUCUUAAAAUUAGUACCCCUUUCAUUUCUUUCCAACCCAAAUCCUCCUAUUUGAGCAUACACUCUCCCGCUACUACUCUCAAAACAAUUCAAGACUUACCAAAACUAAAACUUUCAGCUUCAGCUGCUGACUCUAUUCUCUCUCAAGAAGUGUCACCCACUCAUAAAGAGAAGCUUGGAGUGGUGGUGAAGCCAAUGGAGAAACCGAGAAUAGUGUUGAAGCUGACUUGGAUGGAAAAAGCAAUUGGAGUUGGAUUAGACCAAGUGAUACCAGGUUUUGGCACAAUCCCUCUGAGUCCUUACUACUUUUGGCCUAAGGAAGAUGCCUGGCAACACCUUAAGGUGUUGCUUGAAAGCAAACCAUGGAUAUCCCAGAAGCAAAUGCAUAUUCUUCUCAAUCAGGCUACUGAUAUCAUUAACCUCUGGCAAGAUAGUGGUUGCAAUUCUUUGUAAGUUACAUAUAGGAAAGGAGUUUUGGGAAGUUAGCGUAUAUUGAAAAGGUUAGGACAUAGGUCUGCUUUGUGAUUUUGGAGUUGUUUUGACCGCUUGCAACCUCUUUUUAUUGAGAUUAAAUGAAAAAUCUGAUUUAUCCAUUUGAUGAUUGCGUCUUGUGUUGUGUAGUUCGAGUUCAUUUUUGAAGAACUCUUCUUGAUGAUUGAUAUGUUUAUCCUGGUGCUGAAACUUUAGCUUACAAAGUUUUAGGGGUAUAACCUAUUUGAGUGGCACUUACCAAAAAAAAGAAGAAAAAAAGCCUAUUUUGAGUGGGAUAUGAUAGGUGUUUACACUUCUUUUCCUAUCAAUAAUAUACAAUGUAGUCUGUCGUUGCAUCA